AUGUGGUCUCUCAUCUCUCUGAUGACAUAAAUUGGACUCAAAUCUAAUUUAAUUGAUAAUUGAAUUAGUCUUUUGGGUGACAUUUCAGUUGAAUGGCAGCGCAUAAUACGAGAGACUCAUUGGCGGACGAAAUGUCGACGAGUACUCCGAUCGCGGAUCAGAUGAACGACAUCCCAUUGGCUGACGAGGACGCCACCGAAGAACUCAGCGAUGGUAUCGACUCGAGUCACACUCACAGCGACGAGAAGUUGUCUGAAUUGAGCGCCACUUCACAGCGCUAUCAACUCGACGGUCAGAGUAUUGAAUCCAUACCAUCAGUCUAUACCAAUGGCACCGACAGUCCCGGGGGUUUCCAUAACUCGUUGGAUCCGGACUUAAGUCCCGAUGAGAUGGAGGAGAAGGAGAGACUCAUCACUCAAGUGUUGGAACUCCAGAACACACUCGACGGUCAGUGCAGACGCCCUCCCGUCACCCCAUUAUCAACCAUUCAAACCAUGACUUCGUUUGAUUUCGCAGAUCUGUCACAACGCGUGGAUUCCGUGAAAGAGGAGAACCUGAAACUCAAGUCCGAGAACCAAGUGUUGGGCCAAUACAUCGAGAAUCUGAUGUCAGCCUCGAGUGUCUUUCAGUCCACUUCUCCCAAAUCCAAGAGGAAAUCCAUCAAAAAAUAAUUCUCUCGCAAAAGAUCCCAACAAAAUCAAAAGCAAACUAUAAUUUUAGGCAACAUUUACUCAAAGGCUUGAACUCAAUCACAACAUUAGAUUUGGUUAUCAAUUAAUUGUCGAUUAAUUGGUUCCUUAAGACAGAAAAAGUAAACAUAAUUUUCCAUUGAUUUCCACACUUCUAGUCAUGAAUUCAUUUGAUUUUAUUUACCAUUUAUUCUACAC
Oppiella nova is the source of this 887-nucleotide messenger RNA. NCBI's taxonomy places the organism in Eukaryota, Metazoa, Arthropoda, Arachnida, Sarcoptiformes, Oppiidae. The record is from the annotation of a GenBank genome assembly.